AUGUAUUUGACAACGCUUAUUAUUGUCUGCAUCGCUCCUGCUCAUGCCGAUGUCGUCUAUCCUGUUCUGAUCGAAAGCAGAAGCGACAGCUCACAAGGCGCUGUUCGAGUGACUGAGGAUUACAUCGUCAACUUAGAGGAAUCCAGCGUCUUAGGAGAUGCUUUGUUUUUUACCGAUACUCUGAAUGGGGAGGUGACCCACGAAUUGAUGGAUACCACAUCCCUACGCAAUAGCGUUUAUGAAAACUCGGAACACGCAGCUUCUUUUACUAUAACUAAAACACCCACGGGGAUAGAGAUGGAAGGUUACCUCAAUUUUACGCACGGAAUUAAGCCCUUAAAAAUAAAUGACAGAUCUGGACGAAUUCCUCACAAAAUAUUUCCCCUUCCGAAGCUUGAGGGAGAGGUUGAUCUUGAUCUUCCAGUAGAUGAAGAUCUGAAUGAAAGUCCAGAGCCACGUGCUGAUCCAGACCUACCCGAUGUGUGGCGACCUGAAAUGUAUAUCAUGAUUGACAGCUCAAUAAACCAGUACCUGAGAGGUAUCAAAAGGCUACAAGUGCUCUACAUCGUAAGGCUUAUGAAUAUCGUUAAUUCAAUAUUCAAGACGGUCAAAAAACCCUUAAUAAACCUCCAUCUUGUUGGAAUAUAUCGGUUCCAGACAAAACAGGAUGAACCAUUUAUUGUGGAGGAAGGUGGCUUCAUCGAGGGGCAUGAAACGUUGGAUGCCUUUGGAAUAUUCACAAAAAAUACUUCGUUUGCGAGACAUGCAGAUUUCUACUUUUUGCUCGCUGGGCGUCGCUUAGGAAGACGGAACAAAGAAGGGAAAAUAUCUCCGAAUAUUCUUGGUUCCGCAUUUUCUACGGGGGUUUGUGUGAGUGGCAAAAAUGUUGGUAUUGCUGUGGAAGUACCUUUACUUUACGCUACCUUCGCAACAAUAGCUCACGAGAUCGGACAUUUGCUUGGGAACACGCAUGAUGGCAAUCCUCCGCUCUUCAACGGUCAUCCAGGUGCUGAAGCCUGCAAGAACACACCAGGACAUAUCAUGGGCUUUAAGCAUCAACCGCCCUUUACGUUUUCCAAUUGCAGUGAAAAAGAAAUGGAAUUUAUUUUAAGGAAACGUGGAAAGAAUUGUUGGGAUACGCAAUCCGACUACAACUUCUUCAAUGUCACUAAAGAUGUUGCGGGCUCAAAAAUCACACCCCAGAAGUACUGCCAACGCAUUAAUCCAGAGCUCUAUCUGUCAGCUCACAAAGAAGUCUGCUUAAUAAAAUGCACGAAUAAAAAUGGCGUCAAAACCUACCCGGCCCCAUUUGGCUACCCUUGCGGAGAUAAAAAGAGGUGCUGGUUUGGGAAUUGUGAAGAUAUUACUAAUAAAACCCAAAGCGACCCAUGUCUCAUGUAA
Ixodes scapularis (black-legged tick) is the source of this 1401-nucleotide messenger RNA. Its product is annotated as venom metalloproteinase antarease-like TtrivMP_A. NCBI's taxonomy places the organism in Eukaryota, Metazoa, Arthropoda, Arachnida, Ixodida, Ixodidae. The transcript has 14 exons. The record is from RefSeq and is a predicted model, not a curated record. Gene Ontology annotation, biological process: membrane protein ectodomain proteolysis. The coding region runs from base 1 to 1401 and encodes 466 amino acids. Gene Ontology annotation, molecular function: metalloendopeptidase activity.